Molecule: messenger RNA, 2367 nt
Organism: Carassius gibelio (silver crucian carp)
Lineage: Eukaryota; Metazoa; Chordata; Actinopteri; Cypriniformes; Cyprinidae
Product: beta-1,3-galactosyltransferase 1-like
Exons: 5
Coding region: 454-1449 (331 amino acids)
Cellular component (GO): membrane
Molecular function (GO): N-acetyl-beta-D-glucosaminide beta-(1,3)-galactosyltransferase activity
Source: RefSeq, a predicted model, not a curated record
CAGAUGUUUAACCCAGAUGCCUAGAUGCAGUACGUUAAAGGAGAAUCGUGCACAAUAACACCGGGAGUGUCUAUUAACAAGAUGGUUGGAGAAGGGAGGAGAGACUUUUGGUACGGGAACAAUAGGUCAUAUCUGAGCAGGACACUUUCACCUUCAGAAUGAGAGCCAAGCAUUUCCCAUUCAACUACAGCUGAAACGUCACAACACAAAUGAUGCAUCCUUCAUCUGUAUACUAUUAUGAUUUCAGUGGAACAUGCGGAAGAGUGUCAGGGAGCAUUUGAAACCCUGCUGCAAAAUCCCACUGAUUUCAUAUGAAGAGAAGACAGCUCUGACAGCUGACGUCAGGCUGCAAACAAAUGCCGUUUUGUUCUGCAUUUCUGCCUGAGGUACCAUCGCUAAUGGCUGCAAGACCAUUCGAGAUCUACAGCUCCAAGUGCACGUAAAUGCAUCACAAUGCCUUCAAAAGUGUCAUGCCUCUACGUGUUGACGGUCGUUUGCUGGGCCAGCGCUUUGUGGUACUUAAGUAUAUCCCGUCCCACGUCGUCCUAUGUGAGCCAACUGUCCGUCCCGGCACGUAAAACAGCGAAAGCGCACAAGAGCAACGCCACCACAACCUUUGGCAACAUCCGGACGCGUCCGCUGAACCCCCACGCCUUCGACUUCAUCAUCAACGAGCCCAAGAAAUGCGAAACGAAUGUGCCCUUCCUCGUCAUCCUCAUCACGACCACGCACAAAGAGUUCAAUGCCCGCCAAGCCAUCAGGGAAACGUGGGGCGACGAAAGCACCUUCAGCGACCUCCGCAUCAUUACGCUCUUUCUUCUGGGACGCAGCACGGACUCAGUACUCAACCAAAUGGUGGAGCAAGAAAGCGAGAUCUUUCACGACAUCGUAGUGGAGGACUUCAUCGACUCGUACCACAAUCUCACUCUCAAAACGCUGAUGGGAAUGCGCUGGGUGGCCACUUUCUGCAACCAAGCCAAGUACGUGAUGAAAACCGACAGCGAUAUCUUCGUGAACAUGGACAACUUGGUGUAUAAACUCUUGAAGCCGGCCACCAAACCUCGACGGAGGUACUUCACGGGAUACGUCAUCAACGGCGGACCCAUUCGGGACAUGCGCAGCAAGUGGUACAUGCCCAGAGACCUUUACCCCGAGAGCAAGUACCCGCCAUUUUGCUCCGGCACUGGGUACGUGUUCUCAGCGGACGUUGCAGAGCUCAUCUACAAGACGUCCUUGCACACCAGACUCUUGCAUCUGGAGGACGUUUAUGUCGGGGUGUGUUUGAGGAAGCUGGCCAUUCACCCGUAUCAGAACAGUGGCUUCAAUCACUGGAAAAUGGCCUACAGUCUUUGCAGGUACCGUCGAGUCAUUACCGUACACCAGAUCUCCCCUGAGGAGAUGCAUCGUAUCUGGAAUGACAUGACCAGCAAGAAGCAUCUCAAGUGUUAGUGGGAGCUGCCCGAGGAUGUGUAUUUGUGCCCUUUUUUAAAUCCCCAUGGCGCACAGAUAGGACACAGAGCCUUGGGACAAACUGUAGUUCUUUCUUAGAAACACUUACUUCCUUCUGGGGCAUGUCAACGAUUUCGAAACACGCCAAGCCCAUCGUUUGAGCUCGUUGAGAACCGGUUGGGAAAUGUGCAAUUCGUGUUUAAUAUUAUAACUGUGCCAGUCUAAAACUAGUGAAGGAGUUUCUUUUGGUUCAGAUGCACAGCGUUCAGUUUUCUUUGCACAUUAUUCUGGUUGUACAAAUGAAAGUACCAUUGCUUUGUUUACUGUAUGUGGAAGCGCCUGCUAUUAUUUGUUAACACGUUCAGAAACCUCUUUUCUUGAAAAAGACAACGGCGAUGUAUAGCUCCUUAUUUAUAAGUAUAAAAUUAUUUUCUUACUCCUAGAAGUUGAACAUCAUUGCUUCAGCACAGCUAAUGUUUGUAGUUAUACUGUAAAUCUGUAUAUCUAAAUUCAUUAACGCUUGGUAUCAGGUGUCAUUUAGUGAGUAUUUACUGUACAUGGUAAACCUGUAGAAAAAUACUGUGUAAGGAACGCAGUGUAAACGUGGAAUAUAAUGAACUUGAAAGUGAUUUUUUUUUCUUCUUCUCUGGAAUAUGAUUUCAUAGAGGCCAAAAUGUGAUUCAUAUGUUUCUUUUGUUGUCUGGAGUAAUUGAGGGGACGCGUGACAUUAAACUGUGAAAACAAAAAUGCAUAUAUUAUUCCCCAUGGGUACUAUUGUAUUAUACUGUGUAUUUUUACAUGACAAUAUAUAACAGCGUUUUUUUUUUUUUUUUUUUUCGUAAGCGUUGAUCUUUUUAUUUGUAUGUUUUGCUCAUUUAUAUUCAAGAUUCUAAAGGGAUAAUAAAAUAAUUUACUCAA